Messenger RNA from Thunnus maccoyii (southern bluefin tuna), 3312 nucleotides. RefSeq names its product transmembrane protein 132A (gene tmem132a). NCBI's taxonomy places the organism in Eukaryota, Metazoa, Chordata, Actinopteri, Scombriformes, Scombridae. Bases 1 to 3249 code for a protein of 1082 amino acids. The transcript has 12 exons. The record is from RefSeq and is a predicted model, not a curated record.
AUGACUCAGCCUCCUCUCCCUCUGUCUUUGCCGGUCCACAUGUCAGUCGUCCCUCCAUCCUGGCAGUUCCUCCCUCUGUCCCAGGCAGAGCUGGGCCCUCUCUUCUCCAACUUUAGCCCUUUCUCCUUCUCCCAGAGCCUGUUCAUGUUGCCCCCACCUGGCCGGGCCUCAAGACCGGGCCUUCAGGCCUCAUUUGGCUCUUACUCGGUCACACAGCUCAUAUCAGAGCCUGUCCUCCCUCUCUCUCCUCCUCUGUCUGCCUCCCUCCUCUCAGAAUAUGUGGAGAGAGAGAGGGAUGAGGGAGGGCAGGAGAGGUUCAGGGUGAGGGCUCUGUUCCACAAGCGUGGUGACGCUAGCACCAAAGGGACCUGCAUUACCCUGCAUGCAUUCAAGGAGACAGAGGUGCACAAGGCCUCCUGUACUACACAGCCUCCUCUAGGACUUUGCGUGGUAGCUCUGACGCUGCCCAGUGACUGGUUCAAAGAUCAACACUCUAACCAGUCAAAUCAAGAUUUGUGGCUCAGUAACAUUCAACCCCAUCGGCGGGUGCAGAAGCGGGAGCGGGACGGACAUCAUCACGUCAACUUUGUCGACCGUCGGCGUGCGUCUUCUCCUUCACUGAGAUACCAUCCAGAUGUUGAUGGGAGCACCCAAGGGGAUGUUCCACAGGCCCUCAGACCAUACCAACGUGGCCCCAUGAGAAACCAAAUACAGCUUUACUACUCUUCCUUCGACACAGUGGCCAACAUAAAGCUUACACAAUCUGGGUGUGUUGAGGAAAAUAUGAGACUCCUUGAGCUUUUAAUUCUCUCUUUGCUGCUCUCAAAUUUAUUUCAGUGUGUAUGUCAUUUGCCAACAUCUGUCAGUGUCCCUCUUCCCAUUGAUCAUCCAUCCAGAUGUAUGGAGGACAGAGUGGCUCAGUCUCAGAGGCAGCUUUUCCAUAUCAAAGCAGUGACACUGAGGGAUGUGGAGGAGGAAGAGAAGGAAAAGGAGCAGAGCAGGACCAAAGAAGAAGAAGCCUGUUUGAAUGAGCAGGAGGAGGAAGAGUUUAGCUUGGAUCCACAUGUCUUGAUUCGUUAUCACAGGGGGCCAGUCCUGAUAGGACAGCCAAUCAGGGUGUCUGUGAAUCUGAGAGCUAACUUCAGUGCUGAGUUUGUUGUCAUAAGGCUGAAAGUGAAAAAGGGACUGGUGUCGAUGGUGGCCCAGCGAACUCUGACCUCUGAGCUGUGGGCAGUGACCCUGGAAAGAAGCCAAGGCUCAAAACAUGAUGUGGUGUCCAUCCUCUGCCACAAACACAGCACAAUAAAACACACACACAAUCCCGCUGUCCUCCAGCAGGUGGUGUGUCUGUCAGUUGACGGCCUCAGGCGAAGUUUUGGUGUUGCCAUGACGGUGUCAGCUAAUUGGUGGGUGGAGUACUCUGGACGUAGUAACCCUACAUUGUCACAUGGAGCAGCAGUGAGCAUCUUCUCAUUCACUGAUCGACACAUUUUUGGCAUCACUCCCGUCACAGAGAGCAACACAAUCAUCAACACAGCAAUACUAACCAACCAGCCUGUGUCACUUCCUGUCAUUGUGCUGUCCAUAAGCCAUGAUGGGAAGGUGUCAGAUGUCACCUCUGCAGUCAUGUGUCACUCAACCAACACGAACAUUGUCAAGGUGUCCAGUGAUUGCUCCACCCUCUUUGUUGACGGCAGCGAAUCAGGUUUGGGCAGCACCUGUGUAGUGGUGGAGUUUCUACUUGGCGCACUCAGUGGCUCUGUGUGUCUAGAGGUGUGGGCUCCCUCAGUGCCCCUGCGUGUCUCCUUGGCAGACCCUGUUCUUAAUGCCAUUGAUGGCUGGAACCACUUCACAGAGAAAGGGUGUGUGCCAGUGUAUCAGCGCUCCUCAGUCCAGGUUCUGACUCAAUUCACAGCUCAGGACUCCCAGAGCAGAACUACACAACUCCUGGGCUCAUCCGAUUGGUUUGUGGAUGUGACAGAGCUGGUCCGUAACUGGCUGAGAGUAGAGGACCCUCGGGUAGCUUCCCUUGGCACCCAAAACAACCUGAUUGGUUUACAGCCUGGAAAGACAUCUCUCCAUGUUGUCUCUGAGCAAUGGGAUGGUGUUUUGGGCAGCUGUGACAUCACUGUGACCUCUGACACUGUUACCCCUGGCGACCUGUCUGUGCAGGUGGUCAGCGGCCUUGGCAUGUCAGUCAAGACCAGCCCUGCCCACCCCUCUGUCAUCACAACAACAGUGACAGCCUACAACAUCCUAUUCAACCAUCACCAGGAGGCGUCCAUCAGUGUUUGGCUCCAGUUCAGCGAUGACACCGCCUCCCUCCUCUCCUCCUUCAGUGACCUUCCCUUUUUCUUGCAUCUCUCCUCAUUGGCUGAGACUGUUGUUGUGGUGACGCCUGGCCCAAGCCAACGCAUCUUUGCCCAGGGCGAUGGAGGUGGGCCUCUACUGCGUGCAGAGCUUCUGGUUUCAUCAUGCAUUGAUCAGUCAAUCACCUCAAACUCUAUCAGUGAGGGCCAUGUGUAUGUGACAGACACCAGUGGAGGAGGUGGGACGAGGAGGCUUGCAAGGGGAUCUGGUUGGAUAAGAGUCAACCUGGACUUGGACUUCCUGCAGCCAGUAGAAAACAAGGAUGAGGAAGGCGAGGAGUUUGAGUUUGAUAUUUCAGACACACUGAUUGAGUCAGACAGUGACAUCUACUCAUCUAACUUUGGCGAGGGUGGAGAAAAUGUAGAGAGUGAAAAUGUGAACACCAGUAGUGACUACUAUGACAAAAUUAGCGGGAGGAUGACUAAUGGAAUUUGGAACAAGGUCGGAAACAGAGGGAUGGUGAGUCAGAACAAUCUGGAAAGAGCUGUGCUGAUGCCAAGCCAGGAGGAGGGCACUGUGUACUUCUCUCCGAGCCAGGAGAAAGAAGGAGAGAGAGAAGAGGAAGAUGGGCAGGGAGCUCUAGAGCUGGAGGUCGGUGUGAGCACCAUCCUCUCUCUGCUCUGUCUCUCUGCCGUCCUCUUCCUGGCAAACUGCCUCCCCUGUGCCCUCCGUGACAGGAGGAGGAAAACAAUGGAGGAGGAAAGGGAAGAACAACUUGAGGCAGUCACAAAGGAAAAAGAGGAAGAGGAGCAGAAGGAGAAAGAGGUAGCGAACAAGAAGCUCGAGGAGAGGAAGGAGACCGAAGGUGAAGACAAGCUAAACCGGGAGCAGGAAGAGAUCAAUAAAGAAGAUCUGAAAGAAGUAGAGAUCGUUUGCUGAUACAGUGGAAACCACUUAUAGUGAUCACGGUUACAGUGAUCAACCACUUAUAUGGAUCAAAAA